GUCGCCUACCGGCGCCAUUUUGGCUCAAACAAACUCUGCAUUUCACUUACUAGUAAAAUAUAUUCGCAAGUUAUCACAUUUUCUACUCAAUACAUUAAAGAGACCGCCCGUAAAGUAAUUGCUUACGUCUGCUAAAACAACUGCUAUCUCUUUUUUCUGACGUCUAACGUAUAUUUAAUAAUACACCUGCGAAGUCCUCUGCUAGCAGACCGAUACGUGUCAUUGUUGUUUUGGCCAGAUGGUAAGUUAAACGUUUGGCGACAAAAAUAAAAAUGGGUGGAUGCUCCGCUCCAAACUGCUCGAACUCUACAACUAUUGGAAAGCAGCUCUUUCGCUUUCCGAAAGACCCCGUGCGCAUGAGAAAGUGGCUUGUGAACUGUCGGCGUGAUUUUGUACCAACUCCCUGCUCCAGACUGUGCCAGGACCACUUUGAGGAAAGCCAGUUUGAGGAGAUCGCCAGAUCACCAGCAGGGGGAAGGAAACUCAAACCAAACGCAAUCCCCACACUGUUCAAUGUACCCGACCCUCCCUCUCCUGUCAACCCUCAAGUAGCGUUACCUGUUAAAAAUGAGCCAGUGGAAAAAGACUUGAACAUGGGGGAUCAUGGUUAUGCCCGCCGACAGCCCCCUGUGGAUUCAGAGGAGGAUGGAGUUCAGGGGGCAGAGGAAGAGCGACCCUGUUCUCUCUGUCAGCAUUAUAAAAGCAAGCUAGAGCAGCAACAGCAGCACACAGUCCGACUACAGAGAGAGGCAGAGGAGAUGAAGAAGCGUCUUUACAAACUGAGUAAAAUAGAAAAGGGGCUGCAGGUGUUCCUGUUCGAGGAUCAGAUUCGCGCCCUAACAUUAGCCAAGCGUUCUCGGAGGGCAGUGUGGUCCCAUGACACUUUACUGACCGCCCGAAAAAUUCGCUGUGCGGUAGGGGUUAAAGGAUACGAGUACCUUAGGGAACUUGGCUACCCCCUGCCUUCUUACAGGACGCUGUGCAAUCGCCUGGAGCCUAAAAUGAUGGUGACCACAAGUAUGCAGGACGAACUGGCAGAGCUCGGCUUGGGCAUCAUAACGGCGUGUGACAGUCCAGAGGGCAAUGUUACGAGCGAUGAAGGACUAAUUGGUGUCAUGACCUGAAACUGUACUAAUGACUGUUGACUGUUAAACCAGCCAAAGGCGAAGCAACUGCAGGACUCACUGAUGAUGUUUGUUUACUGGUUCAAGUUAUUUUGGGUUGUUGUUGUUGUUGUUGCAUUUUAAAACCAUUUGCAUAAAUACCACAACAGUCUGGAGCUGACUCAAUAUUACGUAUGUUAUUUUCUCUAAGAAAGAAAUAAUUCGGUCUUGCUGCAUCUGUCUGUGUAGUUGCACUCCCUUGAUGCAAAUUUUGCACCUUUUAUGUGUAUUGAGGAAAUGUAGGUAAAAAAUGUCGGUGGAAUAAUUUCAGCUGUUUACAGAAUCUUGAAAUGUGCCCUGAAAUCCAAAUGUUAUUUUUGCCACUGAGACAAAGAUAUUGGAGAAGAUUUGGAGAAAUGUCACAAUUGAUAUGAAAUUGGUAUAUUGGUUGUGGUGUUAUGUUGAGGUGGUGUAAAUCUGGUAGAUGAUGUGUAGUGAAGGAGUUUAGCCGCUAAAAAGAUUGCACAUAUUUCUAGACCCACCACACAAAUGAUUCAUGCAGCUGCCAAACUGAAAGUACUGUUCUAAAUAAUAAACUUCUGUCUGCAAACCAGAGUUUCUGGUUUUAUCAUAUUCAUUUAGUCAGAAACAGCUUUGUGAUGGGUCACUUGUCUUGACAAUAGAUCAACUGUGUGUCUUAAAGGGAUAGUUCACCCACUAGUAUACAUUUUUGUAUUGACUCACCCUCCUGUUUCAAACCUGUAUGGGUUUUCUUAUGCUGAACCCAAAAUAAGAAAUGUUGAAAAAUGUUGGUUACCAAACAGUUUCGGUUCCCAUUGACAUCCAGUUUAUGACAUUGCUGAAAGUAUCUGAUUUUGUGUUCCAUAAAACAGUCACAGGUUUGAAUGAGAAUCUUUUUUAUUUUUUCGGUGGACUAUCCCUUUAAGUAAGUGUUCUACUGAGAAAUUCGCAGAGCGCAUAUUAUUAGGGAUAUUUGAGGAACAUAUAGGGUUUAAAGCACUUUAAAUAAUACAACAAUGAUUAAAAACGGAUAUUAAGUAUUAGGUGUGUUAACAUUUUUUUGUUGUUGUUGUUUUUGUGUGUUUGUUUGUGCUCCUUUCUGUACAGAUAUUUGAAAUGUGUACUGAAGGUUGUUGCUCCAUGGAUUAAAGUGUGUACUUUGUCCCAA
Messenger RNA from Pimephales promelas (fathead minnow), 2292 nucleotides. RefSeq lists its product as uncharacterized. Gene Ontology annotation, cellular component: nucleus. Gene Ontology annotation, biological process: regulation of transcription by RNA polymerase II. NCBI's taxonomy places the organism in Eukaryota, Metazoa, Chordata, Actinopteri, Cypriniformes, Leuciscidae. Gene Ontology annotation, molecular function: DNA-binding transcription factor activity; RNA polymerase II cis-regulatory region sequence-specific DNA binding. The record is from RefSeq and is a predicted model, not a curated record.